AUGGAUUUUUCUUUCUUUCUUUCUUUUUUUCUUUCUUUCAUUUUAUAUUAUUCAUUUUCUUAUUCAUUUUUUUUAAUAAUUCUUUUUUUCUUUCAAACAAAUGAUGUUAUUAACUUUUUCUUAGCUUCAUCUUUCUAUAAUUUUUUUCUUUCUUUCUUUAUCUAUCUAUCAUUUGAAUUAUAUAUUUGUCAAUUUCUUUCUUUCCUUUCUUUUUUUAUUUAUGCAAUUUUUCGUUUCUUUUUAUCUUGUCCGUUUUUUUUCUUUCUUUCUUUUAUCUUUCUUUUUUUCUUUCUUUCUUUCUUUUUUUCUUUCUUUUUUCUUUCUUUCUUUCUUAUAUUAUUCUUUUUUUCAUGUCUUUUUUUUUACAUAUUUCUUUCUUUCUUUCUCUUUUCCUUUUCCUUCCUCAAUUCGAAUAUCAUUCGCCCAACAUCUUUCAAUUUUAUUAUUCCAUCUAUCUAUCUAUCUAUCUCUAUCUAUCUAUUCUAUCUAUCUAUCUAUCUAUCUAUCUAUCUAUCUAUCUAUCUAUCUAUCUAUUUUAUCUCUUUAUCUAAUCAUACUGAAUCUAUCUAUCUAUCUAUCUAUCUAUCUAUCUAUCUCAUAUGGAGUUUAUCUCUUUAUCUAAUCAUACUGAAUCUAUCUAUCUAUCUAUCUAUCUAUCUAUCUAUCUAUCUAUCUCUCUUUUCGAUUACCUUUUGUAUUUGCCGGCGGCGAGUGGAUCGACUAGGACAGCUAUCGACAACUACUACGGUGGCGGCCAACCGGUACGCACGCACACUCGACACGUUUCAGCGGCGGGCAAUUAAAACUACGCAUGCAAACAAAAACGUCAAAGAUGAUGAUGCUGCAGUGUCAAAGGCGACAGCUGCUGAUGCUGAUGACCAUGGCAUUGCAUUUACGGAUGAAAUUAAAAGCGUCUAUAAACUUUUAGCGCCAUCGACCGGUUAA
Messenger RNA from Acanthosepion pharaonis, 945 nucleotides. Lineage: Eukaryota; Metazoa; Mollusca; Cephalopoda; Sepiida; Sepiidae. The record is from the annotation of a GenBank genome assembly.